UUCAGUUGUUGAUGCCUGGUUGACCUUGAAGGAGUGCAUGUAACAGCCUGCACAUACUUGUGGCCUACUGAGACUGGUGUCAGACCACGCAAGACACCAUGUCUCGACACCGCAAUGUGCGUGGAAUGAACUACGACGAUGAAUACGACGGCUACUAUGACGUGUACGGCCACAGCGUGGACGACGAGUACACCAUGUCGCCGUCGUCCGUAGAGCGCGAGUUCACGUUCGACCGCAGCCGACAGCACAACAUGGACGCUUUCCUGCUGCACGACACCACCAUCGCCGAGGAAGGCGAGGAGAGCGCCGGCCACCCGGCGGCCGGCCGCCAAGACUCGACCGGCCCCCUGAUCCCCGAGCAGUUGGGGGACGAGCAGCGCGCGCGCCUCCUCUCCUGUCUGGACGCCGUGCGGGACGUGGUGGGCGAGACGGUCUCGGAUCACACCAUCGUGCGGGCCGUGCUGCAGCACGACUACAGCUGCGCCCGCGCGCUGGACGCCAUCCUGGCCGGCGCCGUAGCCGGCAUGCCCGGAUCAGGCUCGUCCCGGCUCUCCAGGCGCGAUUCUCUGGAAAGUCCGCCGACGGCUCGUGCCGUGGCCGAGGCCCGGCCAAGCUGCACCGAGCCGAGCCCAGACACCGCCGCCACCGCAUCAGCGAUGUUCCGGCCAGUGAAGGCAGCUGAGGUCAACUGUCGGCCCGCCCCCGCCGCCCGUGUCAUCAUUGGCUUCCAGGAGCAGCCGGCUGGGUCAGAGAAGGAGACGCCGCCAGCCGCCGCGUCGGCGCCGGCGCUCCCGGCGGAAGUGCGUGAGCUGCGCGGCGCCGCCAGCCGCUCCGGCUCCAGCUCGCCUCUCUCGUCCCGCCGCCAGUCGCCCGCGCAGUCGGCCGGCGCCGAUACCGCCUCGCCGCGCACCCCCGCCUCGACUCGGGACGCCCAGGCCGAGUACGACAAGGAGCGGGCGGGCGGCAAACAGCUGAUCAACAUGGUGGUCAUCGGUCACGUGGACGCCGGCAAAUCUACUUUGAUGGGCCAUCUGCUCUGUCAACUGGGCUGUGUUAAUAAGAAGGCCAUGCAUAAAUAUGAAACCGAGAGCAAGAAGAUGGGCAAGCAGUCUUUCAAGUUCGCCUGGGUGCUAGACGAAACUGGCGAAGAGAGAGCACGCGGCAUCACCAUGGAUGUGGCCCACUUCAAGUUCGAGACGCCGCAGAAGACGGUGACGCUGCUGGACGCGCCCGGCCACAAGGACUUUAUUCCGAACAUGAUCACAGGGGCCGCCGCCGCCGACGUAGCCGUGCUGGUGGUGAACGCCACCAACGGCGAGUUUGAGACGGGCUUCGAAUCGGGCGGCCAGACCCGCGAGCACGCCAUCCUGGUCCGCUCGCUGGGGGUCAGUCAGCUGGCGAUCGCCGUCAACAAGCUGGACACGGUCGACUGGUCUCAGGCGCGCUUUGACGACAUUCGGACGCGGCUGGGCGCCUUUUUGCGCUCGGUCGGCUUCCGCGAGUCCGAGCUGCGCUACGUGCCCUGCUCCGGCCUGACCGGCGAGAACCUGACGCAGCCGGCGCAGGAGCCGCAGCUGCAGGCCUGGUACAGCGGCCCCACCCUGCUGCAGGUGAUAGACGGCUUCCCAGCGCCGAAGCGGGCCGUCUCCAUGCCGCUGCGCCUGUUCGUCUCGGACGUGUUCAAGGGCCAGCAGCAGUCGGGCCUGAGCAUGGCUGGCCGCAUCGACUCCGGCAUGAUGCAGCUGGGGGACCGCGUGCUGGUCAUGCCGCACGGCGACACGGCCACUGUCAAGGGGCUGGCAAUCGACGAGAUGCCUGUGCAGUCGGCGUUCGCCGGCGACCACGUGACUGUGACGCUGUCCAGCGUCGACGCCCAAAGCCAAACAGUGGGCGUGGUGCUCUGUGACCCGGCCCGGCCGGUGCGCGUGGCCACCAGCGUGCAGGCACGCAUCGUCAUCUUCAGUAUCGAUCUGCCAAUCACCAAGGGCUACCAGGUGGUGGUACACUACCAGUCGCUGAGCGAGCCGGCUACCGUGUCCCGGCUACUCUGUCAGCUGCACCGCUCCACCGGGGAGGUGCUGAAGCGGCGGCCGCGCUGCCUGCCGGGUAACACCAGCGCCGACGUCGUCAUCACCUUCCAGCGGCCCGUCUGUGUAGAGCUCUACAAGGAUUUCCGGGAGUAUGGCCGACUCAUGCUGCGGGUGGCCGGGCACACGGUGGCAGCUGGACUCGUCACCGAGGUUAAGUGACAAACGCCUCUAGUACGAGCCGCCAGCGCGGCGGAAUGGGAGCGGCGGCCUAUUUAUAUUAUUUGCGGUCAGCGUGCCUGAGGUGAUCCUGGUGUCGUCUGUUUUGCAAUGGACUUGGGUGGGGCCUGGCCUCGUUAGCUAAAUAUUGUCUUACAAUAUACACCUCAAAGCUUUUA
This is a messenger RNA of Pollicipes pollicipes, 2425 nucleotides long. Its product is annotated as HBS1-like protein. The record is from RefSeq and is a predicted model, not a curated record. Lineage: Eukaryota; Metazoa; Arthropoda; Thecostraca; Pollicipedomorpha; Pollicipedidae. Gene Ontology annotation, molecular function: GTPase activity; GTP binding.